Botrytis cinerea B05.10 is the source of this 510-nucleotide messenger RNA. RefSeq lists its product as hypothetical. The record is from RefSeq and is a predicted model, not a curated record. The transcript has 2 exons. NCBI's taxonomy places the organism in Eukaryota, Fungi, Ascomycota, Leotiomycetes, Helotiales, Sclerotiniaceae. The coding region runs from base 89 to 349 and encodes 86 amino acids.
GAUUACUUCUCAACAAACAAACAAACAAACAAACAAACAAACUCAAAUCUCCGCAAAGAACCCAGUCCAGCAAAUUACCAAAUCCAUCAUGUCAUCCUCAGGAAUCCCCCAAGGAAACCCCACAGACAACGAUUAUGUCUCCCGCCCUGGCCACAAGCACGAUCCAAUUCAAGUUCAGAGUGACGGAGCUCCUAUCGAAGGGGAAACUGCCGACAAUGUACCUGUCGCCAAAACUAAUAUUAUCGAUGAUAAAACCAGACAUGCUGCUAAGUCUGCUGAGACCUACCGAGAGCCUGGAGAUAAUGAGGGGUUGCCUCAGAAUGAUGGGAGGAGUGCCAUCGCCCAGUAAAUUGGUUGAAUGUCAUCAGGACAAUCUGUGUGAAGGGGCGAAUUAGAUGUAAUUUUGGGGGAUCAUGACAAUGAAACCGAUCUUGAUGGAACCUUUCGCGGACGGAUAUAUUGUUUGUGUUGACGUUAUUCAAAUGUAUAUACAAUAAUCAUGCUGUAACA